Molecule: messenger RNA, 1883 nt
Organism: Cylas formicarius (sweet potato weevil)
Lineage: Eukaryota; Metazoa; Arthropoda; Insecta; Coleoptera; Brentidae
Gene: ksh
Product: protein kish-A
Exons: 3
Coding region: 169-387 (72 amino acids)
Biological process (GO): protein secretion; intracellular transport
Source: RefSeq, a predicted model, not a curated record
AUGGUACAAAGGUCUAAAUAUAAAGUACUACCUUAUAUAGAAAAAGGAAGAAUAUUAAUAAUUAAUAUCUGCGUAUCCUGUGAGUGAAACUAACCUCAAAUUACUUUAUUUAUGAAAACUGAAAAUCAAGCCGUUUUGAGCUAGUUUGUUAUUUUAAAACUAUAGAAAAUGUCAGCGAUAUUCAACCUCCAAAGUUUGUUAGUGGUAGUGCUCCUCGUAAUUUGUACCUGCACAUACGUAAAAUCUUUAUUUCCAAACCUUUUGGACAGGAAAAGAACGGGAAUUCUCAAGACACUUUGGAAGUGCGCAAGAAUCGGUGAAAGAAAAUCACCAUGGAUCGCAGUCUCUUGUCUUUCGAUGGCGUUUUCGAUACUUUUUUUAAAGUGACAAUAUUCAAUUAAUAAUAAUUAAAUAUAUAUUUUCAUUGUGGUUAGUUGAGAAUUAUUUAAGAUUAUUUAAGAUGCAUUUAGUAGCUAUGCAGUUGACAGUUAUUAAACACUUAACAUAUUAGCUCGUUUAAAAUUAAAAUCUUCUGUUAGUUGUAACAUAUAGAUAAAUGCAAUAUAUAUUACUAAUAUAAUGUUCUCUACAUAUGGAAAAAUAUAUUUUUUGGGAUUGAUUCAAAAAUGUGCUGUAGAGAGCUAGCCCGAAAGGUAUAUUUUGACACUAGUCAAGAAGUGUUAUUUAAAAACGGUUUUAAGAAUGACAUUUAAGAGUUGGAUACCACAUUGGAAAUAAAAAUAUUAGGAGCGACUGGACAUAAAAAUUUUUUUACUAGUUUUUAUAGCAGGUAAUCUUUUCUAAAAACCUGCACCUCUAGUCAAAAUUACUGCAGUAGUUAACGACCACAGCAGUUAACGAGAUCUGGGCAUAGUUUGCGAAAAUACUGCUGUAAAAAUGUUACAUCUAAACUGAAAUCUGUCGAAUUGACGAACUGUGAAAGGCCAUGUUCGUUGUUGAACGCCGCAAGGUCAUUGGUGAAAAACGCAAUUUAAAAUGACAGCGCGUGCGCAGAUGAAAUGGCCUAUCUCAAUAUUUUCAGUAUAGCAGGGUGCUCCUCUAUAUAUGUAAGUAUCUAGUAACUAUAUAUCCGCAUAUAAUGAUGAUGUCGCAGUGUGCGUUGGAUAUGAAAAUUGGAUUGUACGUCAAAAUUGCACACAUCGGUUCGAGUUAUAUUGUUACUAUAGAAAUAUAUUGAUACUAUAGCAACUUAUGAAGCAACCAUAAAAAAAUUGAGAAGGGCCAUUCAACAUGCACACGAGCAAGAUUUAAAAUUUCGUUUGUAACCAAUGACCUUGCGGCAUUGAACAACCAAUAUGGCCGCUUACAGAUCCUCAAUAAGUUUGGAAGGAUUUUAAAGCAGUAUUUUCUCAAAAUAUGUCUAGAUCCCAUUAAAUCUUAAGGCAAAGCAAAAUUAAGUAAAUGCAAUGAAAAUGGUGUAAAGGACAGAUUGGUGUUUGGAUGAGUUCUCGUCCGAACUACAUAGUAAAAUGAUAUGGACGGUUAUGUUUUGAGAAAUUGUUAUUUUAUUAUGGAUGAUGUUAAGUACGGUUUCUGACACAUGCAUUUCGGACGAAAACACAUCCAAAGGACCAUAAAUACGGACCAGUUCAUUAAUUUAAUGGAUUAAGUCAUUUUGUAGGUUUAAAUUUCAUAUGUAUUAUGUUACAGGCGUUUUCGAAUAACAAAAAAAACUUGUUUUAGUUAUUUAAGUUAUUUGCAUUGGGUAGCUAUACAGUGCAUGCACUACAAUGAAUAUGAAGUGCCCUAGUCAUAAUUAAUAAUUCAUAUUUAAUUUUCACCCAUUUGUCUUAUUAAAACUAAAAACUUCUCGAAAAUUCCCACAACGUUAGAGGCAAGUUGAGAUUAAGGUUGGUGAAGUG